Molecule: messenger RNA, 1830 nt
Organism: Ictalurus furcatus (blue catfish)
Lineage: Eukaryota; Metazoa; Chordata; Actinopteri; Siluriformes; Ictaluridae
Exons: 6
Coding region: 306-1043 (245 amino acids)
Biological process (GO): response to bacterium
Source: RefSeq, a predicted model, not a curated record
UUAUUCCUCUUUGGGGUUGUUAGAUCUGCUGACCUAAAAGCACUUCAUUAAACUUCUUCUAUCAGAGAGGUUCCAGCACACAGGACUGAUCGAGCUCCAGUAUAUCAUAUCUGUAAAGUCAUGUGACUCAUCACAGCAUCAGAAUAGACAAGAAUUCACUGUGAGCUUCACAUCUCAUUACAGCUAAUGGACCAAUCAAAUCAGUCCACAGCUUCAAAACAUCCAAUCAGGCGUGAGUCUGGACCUGCUUUUCUACUGAACUCACAAGUUCAUUACCUCACUAUCACUUUGUCUAAACAGGAACGAUGAUCACACUCUUUGUCGCGCUUUACUCUCUUUUUUCUCUCUGCACAGCUGUAAAAACUUCUGACAUCAAGGAGCUUCAUGUGAAAACAGUAAAGCGUGGAGAAAAUGUAACUAUGGAGUGUAACAUGAGCAAGGACAAAAAAAAUGUACUUUUGUACAAAUACAGUUUUGGAAAAGUGCCUCAGUAUUUUGUAAGACGUUACGGGCAAAGUUACACAGUUGUUGAUGAAUUUAAAGAUAGCCACUUCAGUAUUACUGAAAAUGACCAAAAGUUUUAUCUCAAUAUUAUCGGAACGAGAGAAGAUGAUGCAGGAGACUAUUUCUGUGGAGAAGUGGAGGUAACUGCACUAAAGUUCACAUCUGGAACACGUCUGCAAUUUGAAGGUGAAGAGAUGAAACACUCUCCUACACCUGGAACGGUUAACAACAACACAGAUUCUGUUACACGCCAGGAUUCAAACUGCAGCCCUCAAAAAGGAGACAACUUUUGGAUUAUUGCCUUAACAAUGUCUCUGUUAUUUGUAUCUCUCAUUGUAAACGUGGUUCUGCUUGGAGUUUUAUAUAAAAAUCAGAGAAAAGGUGCUUCAUCAAGAAACCAUCAAACUCCCACCAAUCAGGCUGAUGAUGAAGAUGUCUUGAACUAUGCAGCUGUGAGUUUUGCUAAGAAACCUUCAUCCUCCAGAACAUCCAGAGACAAGAGCCAUGAAGACGUUUAUGCACAAGUUAAAAUAAAAUAGAUAAAGACAAAUGACUUCAGACUUGAAACACAACCAAAAUGUAAGUGUUAUUGCUGUUUCCAUGGUGACUCCUAACAUCAUUAAUCCACUGAUUUGCUUCUCAAAUCAUUCAUCCACUGAUUUUGCUGAUCAAAAUCCUACACCCUGCUGUUUUUUUUUUCUUUCUUUCUUGAAUGAAAGUCUUAUAUUUGGGAUUUUUUCUCAGCAUUUUCUCUUGCACAUGAUUUCUAGAAUGUAAAAGAACAUUUUGUUUGAUUCUGAAGGUUAAAGUAUUAAAGAACGGCUCAUGGUUCACAUCUUGCUUUAACUUUUGUUUUUAAUUUAUUUUGCUUUGAAACAUAGGAGUUUUAUAAAGAGGAUAAAUCUGGUGAAUAUCGUAAUUAAUGUAGAUUAUCUGAACAUUUAGUAGUCAGUACAUCUGUAAAUGUAAAACUUUUAUACAUUUGAACAAUUUUCCAGAAAUACUGAGGACCUUUAAGAGGGCUGAGUAUAAAGACGAGUGUUUACUGCAUUACUGAUGAGAUUCCACUGUUUAACCUGAAAUUAAUCUCCAGGCAAUAAAUAUUCAAUUUCAUUAGAAAUGUAUAUUGAUGACUGAUGAAGUGUCGAGGUUUUCCUUAUCUUAAUGUUUUUACACAAUUUACAUUGUGCCUCCUUAAUAAAUUCCACAAAUGCCAUAUUACACUGUGUGUGUCAUCAUUUUGUUAAAGUCCAUUAUCGAUGUACCUAAUAGUCCUCCCUGAUUAUAUUCAGAAACUUAUGUGAGUGAUGUUCAUGAGCAUAGAUU